Molecule: messenger RNA, 441 nt
Organism: Drosophila kikkawai
Lineage: Eukaryota; Metazoa; Arthropoda; Insecta; Diptera; Drosophilidae
Gene: Urm1
Product: Ubiquitin-related modifier 1
Biological process (GO): tRNA thio-modification; protein urmylation
Cellular component (GO): nucleus; cytoplasm
Molecular function (GO): protein tag activity
Source: RefSeq, a predicted model, not a curated record
AGACUUGAGGUAAGAUUGAUUAUAUUCGUUGUGGUCAUAUUUAUUUACCUGGAACAUAUGGGAACACUGCCAUGGGCACGCCGGAAUUAAAAAUAAUAUUGGAAUUUAGUGCAGGAGCAGAGCUACUUUUUGGCAACAUCAAGCGCCGUGAGCUCGCCCUGGAUGGCAACCAGAAAUGGACAAUUGCCAAGCUGCUGAAAUGGAUGCAUGCCAACAUCCUGACUGAACGACCGGAACUCUUCCUUCAAGGAGACACUGUGCGGCCUGGAAUUCUGGUCUUAAUAAAUGACACAGACUGGGAACUGCUGGGUGAACUGGACUACGAACUGCAGCCAAGAGACAAUGUACUGUUUAUAUCUACCUUGCAUGGCGGUUAAUUAAUUAUGCUAAAGUAUAGAUCUAGGCAAAACUAUAUUUUUAUAUGAAAACUCAUUAAAUUGU